AAAUUCAUGGAAUCAGUCAUUCACUUUAAAAACAUUGACACUUUAGGUACCAGGUACCAUGCAAGCAGAGGGUGUAAAAGGUGAACAAAACUGUCAAGUCCUCCCCAGGGAGCUGGAAGGGAGAGAGACAGAUGGGACCGUGUUCAGAAUUCUCACAAAAGCUGAAGGACUUACGGGUGCGGAUGUACCUUUAGAAUUGGUGUUCCAUUUGCCACUCAAUUACCCUUCGUGUCUACCUGGUAUCUCGGUUCACUCCGAACACCUGACCCGGGCCCAGUCCGUGACUGUGAAAGAGAAGUUACUUAAGCAAGCAGAGAACCUUUUGUCGGAACCUAUGGUUCACGAGCUGGUUCUCUGGAUUCAGCAGAAUCUCAGGCACGUCCUCAACCAACCAGACACUGGAAGUGGCAGUGCAAAGUGUACUUUUGCAACAGGCACGAUUGUGGAUGAUGGACUGUGGCUAACUCUUGUGCAUUUAGAUCACAUGAGAGCAAAGACCAAAUAUGUCAAAACUGUUGAGAAGUGGGCUUCCGAUUUAAAGCUGACAGGAAGACUGAUGUUCCUGGGUAAAAUAAUACUGAUUUUACUACAAGGAGCCAGAAGCAAUAUCAAGGAGUACCUGAUUCUUCAGAAAACCUCCAAAGUAGAUGUGGACUCAAGUGGAAAGAAAUGCAAAGAGAAAAUGAUUAGUGUACUGUUUGAAACAAAAGUACAGACAGAACACAAAAGGUUUCUGGCAUUUGAAGUCAAAGAGUAUUCAUCGUUGGAUGAGUUACAAAAGGAAUUUGAAACUGCAGGACUUAAGAAGCUUUUCUCUGAAUUUGUGCUCGGGCUGGUAAAAUGAAAUGAAAGACAGGAAUCUCUUAGUAAGACAGCAGUGGUGUUUUGUUUUGUUUUGUGUUUUACAGUGGGUUUGGGGAAUGGCUAAUUGAAAUCCUCAUAAGAAAACAAUUUUAAAGUUUCUCUGAAGCAAAAUGAUAGACACCAUUCUAACUUCAGGAAAAAAAAGCCCAUUUUGUUUAUGGACUAUUAAACAGUAAAAACACCCAUGUAUUCUAAUUUUUGCCAGUAAAGGCUAGGUUCAAUAGAUGGAAUGUUAUUGAAAGAUAAAUAUAAAAUGAUGAUGGUAAAUGAGCCCUUGUGAUUAUAUAGAGGAUUUGUUUGGAACUGUGCAAUUUUCUGGCCAAUUUUCUUGUAAUUAAAUGAAUUUUUUUUUUAAA
Mirounga angustirostris (Northern elephant seal) is the source of this 1220-nucleotide messenger RNA. It is a transcript of the gene RWDD3, whose product is annotated as RWD domain containing 3. Gene Ontology annotation, biological process: positive regulation of protein sumoylation; positive regulation of hypoxia-inducible factor-1alpha signaling pathway. The transcript is spliced from 4 exons. NCBI's taxonomy places the organism in Eukaryota, Metazoa, Chordata, Mammalia, Carnivora, Phocidae. Gene Ontology annotation, molecular function: protein binding. Bases 59 to 844 code for a protein of 261 amino acids. The record is from RefSeq and is a predicted model, not a curated record.